This is a messenger RNA of Mytilinidion resinicola, 2793 nucleotides long. RefSeq lists its product as uncharacterized. Lineage: Eukaryota; Fungi; Ascomycota; Dothideomycetes; Mytilinidiales; Mytilinidiaceae. Gene Ontology annotation, molecular function: protein binding. The record is from RefSeq and is a predicted model, not a curated record. The transcript has 5 exons. Bases 1 to 2793 code for a protein of 930 amino acids.
AUGGAUGGCCUUUCGGGAGCGGCAAGCGUGAUAGCUGUCAUCGACAUAUCCGCCAAGGUUGCGUCGCUCUGCUUCCAGUACUCAGUCGAGGUUAAGCACGCAAAGGGGGACAUCGAGCGCCUCCACCAAAAGGUGAACGACAUCAAGAAUGUCCUCGAAAAGCUUCAACAGCUUCUUGACAAGCAGGACAAGUCGCAGCUCUCUACUACACGCUCAUUGCUUGACCCGCUCCAAAGAUGUUCUCAGGAGCUAGAAGAGCUUGAGGCUACCCUCCAGGCCAAACUCAAGCCCAGCCAAGGCCGUAAAAAAAUGCAGCGAUUCGGUAUCCGAGCCUUGAAAUGGCCAUUGACGAGCAAGGAGGUAGAGAAGGCGGUUCAAAAUCUUGAGAAAUAUGGGAACACUUUCAGCCUUGCGCUUCAAGUUGAUCAGACAGCGCUUACUCUUCGCAUCGACCAGAAGACUGACACACUUGUAUUACCAACCGCCGAAGGCGCUUCCUUCGACUCCCACAUAGAAGAACAUAACUCAACGUGCCUACCGAACACCCGCAUCGAGUUAUUGCAUCACAUACAAGGAUGGGCAAAGGACCAGAGUGGCAAACCUAUAUUCUGGCUGAACGGCGCGGCGGGCACUGGGAAAUCUACAAUUGCUCGUACGGUUGCCCAGGUCUUUGCCAAGCAAGGGCAACUAGGAGCCAGCUUCUUCUUCAAGAGAGGUGAAGGAGAGCGUGGCAACGCCAAACGGUUUCUCACCACAAUUGCCGCACAGAUGGCUGUUCGCGUACCAGAGAUGCGACCCGGAAUCACGAAGGCGAUCGAUGCCGACCCUGCUAUAGCUGACAAGGCCUUAAAGAAUCAGUUCGAGCAGCUAAUCCUCCAGCCGCUCUCGAAAGUAGGGGAAUCUGCAGCACCUGUGCUUAUCGUUGUAAUAGACGCGUUGGACGAAUGUGAGCAAGACAGCGAUAUCCGAGCGAUCCUCCAGCUGCUUUCGCGAACAAAGGGUCUCAAACCAGUGUUACUGCGUAUCCUCGUAACAAGCCGGCCUGACUUUCACAUUCGCCUCGGAUUUAGGCGAAUGCCUGAUAGCACAUACGAAGAUCUGAUCCUGCACGAGGUGUCCAAGGAUACAAUUGAACACGACAUACGUAUCUAUCUCGAGGAUGAGCUCACCAGGAUAAAAGAAGAGCGCUCUCUUCCUUUAGAAUGGCCCGGAGAAAGGUGCAUCCACACACUAGUGAACAUGGCAGUCCCUCUGUUUAUCUUCGCGGCCACAGUCUGUCGUUUUGUAGGAGAACUUUCUGGAAAUCCUCGAAGGCGUCUAGAGGACAUCCUCGCUUAUGAAACGGAAGAUGUAAGCAAGCUUGGCAUAACAUACCUCCCUAUUCUAGAGUUACUCUUUGCGACUCAAGAUAGGAAGGAGAAAAUGAAGCUUUCUGGAGAGUUCCAAGAGAUAGUUGGGAGCAUCGUGGUUCUAGAGAGUCCUCUCUCCAUCAAUUCACUCGCGCACCUCCUAGGGAAGGCCAAGGACGAUAUUAGCUGUCGACUGGACUCCAUGCACUCUGUUCUAAACAUACCUAACCGCGACGAUGUGCCCGUACGCCUCCUGCACUUAUCGUUCCGCGAAUUCCUAGUCGAUACGUCGAAUCAGAAGAGCCUGUUUUGGGUGGAUGAGAGAGCAAGACACGAGGAGCUGGCAUCCCAUUGCCUUCAGCUUAUGUCCGGCCCAAACGGCCUACGACAGAACAUGUGCGACUUACAGCCUGGGACUUUGAAAAGCGAGGUCAAUAAGGGAAGGAUUACGAGCCAUCUGUCGCCCGAGUUGCAGUAUGCUUGCCGUUACUGGGUGUAUCAUCUCAAGCAGAGCAAGCGCUAUGUUAGCAACAAGGCCACUACAGAUACAUUCCUCCGGAAACACUUCCUCCACUGGCUUGAAGCGAUGAGUCUAAUCGGAGAUACGAAAAAUUGUGCUUCCUUGCUAGAAGCACUUUCUGCGCUAUUAUUAAACAGUGCUCUUUCUGCAUUUCUCCAAGACGCUCGACGAUUUACUCUUCGAUUCCAAUAUAUACUCCAAGAUGCUCCUCUACAAAUAUAUUCCUUGGCUCUCAUCUUUGCCCCGGAGGCGAGUAUAAUCCGGAAAGCUUUUGUAGACGAAAUGCCAGGGUGGAUUAAGGCAAUGUCAAAGAGGGAAGAGGACUGGGAUGCUUGCCGCAGCGUGCUCGAGGGCCAUACCUCCUACGUCUCCGCUGUCGCCUUCUCGCCGGACGGCCAGCUGGUCGCAUCGGCCUCUAACGACAAGACAGUGCGGGUGUGGGAGGCGGCGACAGGGUCGUGCCGCAGCGUGCUCGAGGGCCAUACUUUGAGGGUCACCGCUGUCGCCUUCUCACCGGACGGCCAGUAUCUUCACACAGAUCAAGGCGCAUUGUCUUACACUCAGGUUGAAAUUGAUACCUGGUAUCGCAUGCGCCGGUAUCUUUCUACCAAUUCACGAUACGUGGCCACCUUUCGCGGUCUCUGGGUGCCAGAUACAGUAAGGGAAAUCCUCGUCUUCGUUCAUGUCUGGAAUCUCGUUGCUCAUGAUGGCUCUGGCAUUGAGGGCUCGCGUGAACUCGGGGAGCAAGCCGCGCAGUUCUUCCCCAAAUCCAUGAUGAUAUCUAAUGCCACGGAUCGUGCAGAUGCGGUGGAGUGGAACGCCAAGAGAAUCUGGAAUGGCCUCGCCGCGGAUGGCGUGGUGGCAGGCAUGUUCAUUGGCGGCGUUGAUGGAGAGAGCGUGCAAAUAUGGGUGCGUCAUCUUUGA